UAAGGUUUCGAUUCAGACCUGAACGCAACUUAACAAUUUCCAUUAAGCAUUUCUUUUCAGUUUCAUAAAGUGAAGAGAUGGCAAUUUGAUUUGUAAUAUUUAAAAUUCGACCCAUUCAAGGAAACGCUUAAUCUCUUCGUUGUGUUGUAUUAAUUUAAAAACAUUCUCAACAGUUGUGAGAUCAAUUCUUGAAAAUUGUUUCUCCCUUAGCCGGGAUAUGUAAAGGCCGAGCAGUUUGUCAAGAUAACGCUGUUCGUGAGCCGAGAAGUUUCUUACCCGAGGGCGAGUCGGCUAGGAUAAAAGAAGAUUAAUUCAAGAAAAAAGAGAGGCGUUUUUAUUUAUUGAAGAAAGAAGAGAAUCGACAUUUGUUUUGUUUCGGCGAGGCGAAGCGUGUGUGAAUGUAAGUUUUUUUAUCGCCGCGAAAUGUUCGUGAAGAACAAAUAAAAAAAUUUAAAAAAGCGAAAGUUAACUGUUGUCUCGUUCAUUUUCAACGGGAUUAAUGGCUGAGGAAGAGUACGUGAAACCGACAUUCGUUAUUCAACCGUUUCGAGUAUUCGCGUGUCCGGGUACGGUACGAUCGAAGUUUCCGCCGUGACGUGGAUAUUUCUAAAAAAUUAACGUAUUAUUCUAUCUUUAAAAAAAUCGAACUCGUUUUUGGCAUCACCGCGAUAACGGUCGUAUAACAAUCGUAAUCGGUCAAGCAGUUUUUAGGUGAAUCUCAUAUGGUUUAUCAUUUCUCCUAUUUGUUGAGAUUCACCGUUUGCGUAACUGCUGUUCGCUUCUUGCUUUGAAUUAUCGCGAAGGUAACCAGAAAUAUGCAGCAGAUGAGCUUGUUGGAUUCGCCCAUUGGCCUUUUUAAGUACAUACAAUUUCUGCAUACAAAAGUAUCUCUUUCCAAGAAAAGAUGUCAUCAAGGAAAUCCACCCGAGACAGAUCACCAAAAUCACGACUUCGAAUGGAUUCUUACCAGAACAGAAAUGGACGAGGCAAAGGAUCCCCGAGGCACAGAGAAAGAGAAAUUGACAGUGUUAUGAAAAAGGCGAGGAGUCAGAGAAGCGGCAGUCAAAGUACUUAUUGGAAUAAAAAGCUACUCGAGGCCGAAGAAAAAGAUCCUAACAGAUGGAGACAUAGUGGUUACAAAGAAUUAUAUCAUGGGGAGAAAAGGACUUCUAGAUCACAAUCAGGCACUGAUUCGUUAUCAAAGUCAAAAUCAAGAUCCAGAUCAGUUUCAUCAGGCAAAUCAAUUGUCAAAAGUCGGCUGUCACCCAGGCAUAGGCCUAGGUCACCGAGAAGAGACUCGAGAGCGAGGUCACCCCAGGAAAGAAACUGGUCUCCGAGACAUCGAGAGCGAGGCCGCCUUUCAUAUUCUAGUGGUAGAUCACCAAGAGAUACUCGAGACUCUCCGCGCAUUGAUACAAGACCAAAAUCGCCACACCGUUCUCCAAGAAGGGAAUCUGUUGACAGAAAUGUCAAAAGUUCAAGAGCACAUUCUUCAAGAAGGGAUUCAAGAGGGUCAAUGAGGAGUCCUGAACGGUCAAGAUCACCCAGGGGGCGUAGAAGAUCUCCCAUUCCAAGAACUCCUCCUAAACGACCUCCUUCUCCUAGAUCUAAGUGUCGUUCAGAAAGUUGUUCUUCUGAUACAAGCAGCAGCUGUUCCAAUGAAUCAUGCUCCGUUUGUUCUCCAAAGAGAAAAGGUUCAAAUGAAAGGGACGAAAGGGAUACAAAGAGGCCAAAAUCUAGAGAUAAAAAUUCUCUUGAGAGAAAUCGUCAUGAAAGAUUGAAGAAUCGACCUGCUGUUCGUUCAAGGUCAAGAUCUUUUUCAGCCCAGAGAUCUAGAAUUGGUAAAUUAGCAAGGAAUAGGCGCAAAAUGAUUCCCGAUAAAUCUGUAUUAAAGGUUAAUCGGUCUCACUACAUUAAAGUGGAAUCUGACUCAGACUCAAGCAGCAGGGAGAGUGUGAGUGCUGUAGGAGUAGUCGCCAAUGGGCCUCGAAUCAGCCUUUCCGAGCGUUUUGGCCGAAUGGCACAAUGGUCUGUAGAUAGAGAUCUGGAGCUUCGCAACUUGAGAAUCACUGCUGACCGUGACAGGCUUACUGUCGAAAUGGACAACCCACCAUCUCCACUAUAUCCUCCAAGUUUAUCUUCGCUUACUGAUCUCGGAUCAUGGGAUGAUGUGAGAGUGCGUUACACCUAUUAUAAAGAGCACGGUUACCUCAGGGAUUUGACUCUUCAGGACUACAUCAAGUGGGAGCAAUGGUGGUACAAAUACCAAGAUUGGCUUGACAGCGACAGGUAUGAUAGGUACAAUUACUAUAGAAGACGGCUUUGAUAAGAUUUCUUUAGUUCACUAUGUUGAAUCUCUUUAACCAAGAAAACCGUGUGUUUUUAUUAAUAUCGUCAAAACGUUUUCAUUUUUAUUUUAAAAUAAAACAAUUAUAAAGGAAAUUGUAAUAAAUAGUUAUAAUCAAAUAUAAUUGCACUAAUUGUUAAAAAAAAUAUUAUAAGGUAUUUUAAAUCAGUACUGUUUAACUGAUUACUUCUUCAGUGGAAACAUGAAACUAAAGAAAGUUUGAUUUUUAAUUUCUUUACAUAAAGAAACUAGAAAUAUUUUAGAAAAGUUUUUUUUUUAAUAUGGCUAAGGUUUGAUCUUUUUACGUUCUCCUAAGUUGGUUAUAAUACAAAUAAACUAGAAAAAAAAAAAUAAACAGAUUACUCUUGAUGAAAGAAUUUUUUAUUCUUCCAUUUAAAUGUAAAAACUUAGAAUAAUUAAAUUUCAAUUUUACUCUUUAAGGUUUACAUGUAGGUUGAUAUGUGCCAUAAAUUAUUCUGCAAUUAAAAGGCAUUUUUAAAAACAAAACAAAAACUUGUAUUACUAAUUAAUGAGUAAUUUUACAUUGUACCUUCAGUGAUAUGUCUAAGUAUACUGGCAUAAUGGUAUUUGUAAAAAUUGAAACAAUUGGUAUUGUUUCAGGAUUAUAGCAUAAUAAUAUUAUUUCUUUUUAAAAAAUUACUUCACUUCUGAUUUGAAGUCAUUUCACGAGUAUUGAUAAAGUUUUUGCAAAUUUGCUUAUACAUAUAUGACAGUAGCUGAUGUCUGUCAAUGUUGUUAAUUUUUUUUUUUUUUUUUUUUUGAGUAAUUG
This is a messenger RNA of Cimex lectularius (bed bug), 3137 nucleotides long. Its product is annotated as serine/arginine repetitive matrix protein 2. Bases 905 to 2326 code for a protein of 473 amino acids. NCBI's taxonomy places the organism in Eukaryota, Metazoa, Arthropoda, Insecta, Hemiptera, Cimicidae. The record is from RefSeq and is a predicted model, not a curated record. The transcript is spliced from 11 exons.